AUGAUCGAGCUCCUCGAGAACCAGAAGCAGCUGCUUCGAUCGCUCGAGCGCUCUCUCGACAACUUUAAGAAGAUCGGCCGCAAUAAUCUCACCUCCGCAAAAAUCAGGAGUCGACUGAACGGGCUGAAGGAGCUGUGGAAGGAAUUCCAACAGGGUCAUGCAGCUCUGCAAAGCACCGUUUCUCUCGCCAGUCAGCAGUCGGUUGAGUAUUUCAAAGACAAUUUAUAUGAUACCGCUGAAGACACGUUUCAAACCACUUCCGACUACAUGGCUGAGUGUCUAGAGGAGAUUGAACCGUAUGUCAAUCCAAAUCAAUCAGUUCAACUGGAUACGUCAACGCAAAAGACGUCUUCCGCCUUUUCGUUUUCACAUCUACCGCCAAUAACUUUGCCGCCCUUUGACGGCAAGUAUGAUGAGUGGGAGAGCUUCCGCGAUCGGUUUACAUCGUUAAUUAUAGACAAUUCGGAGCUAACAGACUUCGCGCGGAUGCAUUUUCUCACUGCUAGUUUAAAGUAUCGAGCUCGCGAGUGUAUUCAACAUCUUUCCGUCACAGCUGACAAUUUUACCGUUGCGUGGGAUACGUUGAAGGCCCGCUUCGAAUGCAAACGGCGUCUUCUUAAUGUUCAUCUCAAUACAUUGUUGAAUCUUCCCGCGAUCCAUUGUGAGUCGAUUCCAGAAUUACAGGUGCUUCGCGAUAAGACUAACGCCACGGUAGCGGCGCUCAAAAAUUUGGAUCGCUCCUCAGACCAGCUGUGGGACGAUAUUCUCGUUUGCCUGAUUUCACAAAAAUUAGACUCGCAUACGCGCAAGACUUGGAACCUCAAAAAUAACGACGUCAACACGCUCCCAUCCUCCGAGGAUCUAUUUGACUUCCUCGAUACGAGAAUCCGCGCUCUCGAGGAAUGGAAGCUGCCGCUCUCCUCAUCGGACAAGUCAAACAAGGCGUCUAACACUCAAAAAUCAGCAGCACUAACGCCACUGCGAAGGCGCAAUCGAAAUGUUCCUUAUGCAAAGCCAAUCAUUUUCUUAAUGCAUGUCCGAUAUUCGCAAAGAAGAGUUCGAGUCAACGUCGCGAGUUCGUUAAGCAAGACGGUCGCUGUUUUAACUGUCUCAGUAAAGGUCACUCGCAAGCAUCACUCGUUACUGCACGAUGAUUCGAACUCUUCCUUAAAACCAGACGACCAGAAGUCGUCAAAUCCGCCGGCGAUUCCCGUCGAGUCGCCUCCCGACGCGAUAAAUUUACUCAAUGCGUCAGCCCAGCAGCUUCGCCGAUCUUCUGUUUUAUUGGCGACUGCCUGGGUUACUGUUACUGCGCCGUCAGGUCGAUCGGUCGAAGUAAGAGCGCUACUUGACCAAGGGUCGGAGAUGACGUUUAUCACCGAACGACUGGCGCAAAGUCUGCGGCUUAAACGAGUGCGCAUGCCGACGUCUAUCUCUGCCGUCGGGGGUGUCACGGUGGGAACCUGUCGGCACGCCGCUCAGAUCACAAUAUCUCCGCGGAGUGCAUCGGCUCCGGGAUUCUCGACUACCGCGUUAAUCUUAAAGUCAUUGACGGCCUAUUCACCGCAGCGAGUCCUAGGCGAGUCCGUGCUCGGACACAUGGGUUCGCUUUCAUGGGCGGAUCGCGACCCCCUGAGUGCGGAUCCUAUCGACCUUCUCAUCGGUGCCGAUCUCUAUGGCGAAAUUAUUCUGGACGGAAUUCGUAAAUCGACGGGCGGACGACCGAUCGUUCAGAAUACGGUAUUCGGUUGGGUAAUUUCAGGGCCGACAUCGCGUUCCGAAAUUUUGUCUCACGCAUCGUUCGUCAAUUCGGGUGACGAUCGAGCUAGCAUCACUUCACUACAUUGUUCUACUACCUUGUCCCUCGACAAGGAACUUCGACAAUUUUGGGAAACGGAGGAAAUCCCGCGUCGAAUCAUACUUACUCCAGAGGAGGAAGCCUGUGAACAACAUUUCUGCUCGACUCAUUCUCGUCGGUCGGAUGGACGACGAUACACUGUCCGACUUCCGUUCAAAACUAAACCGCCUAUCGACAUAGGAGACUCCCGGGCGAUCGCCGAGAAACGCUUAACAACGUUAACGCGGCGACUUUAA
Molecule: messenger RNA, 2094 nt
Organism: Vollenhovia emeryi
Lineage: Eukaryota; Metazoa; Arthropoda; Insecta; Hymenoptera; Formicidae
Exons: 2
Coding region: 1-2094 (697 amino acids)
Biological process (GO): proteolysis
Molecular function (GO): aspartic-type endopeptidase activity
Source: RefSeq, a predicted model, not a curated record